AUGAGACAUCUUGUUUUUCUUCUCUUACUUUCUUCUGUGUGUUUCUUUGCUUUGAGUGAAGUUGUAGGUAAUAAUUUUAGUAAAUGCAAGGAGUUCUUUUUGAACACCGCACCUCCUGACUUCACACCACCAUGGGGCGUCUCAGUCAAGCCCAUCUGUCAGUGUAUUUGGGAUGACAAUGAUAAAGAAAUGUAUCUUUAUGCAACUUUGUACAGCACGACCUGGAAGAUCCCCGUCUACUCCGCAUAUGUGUUUCGUGAAAGCAAAAGUAUUGGGAGAUGUGAUGUCUGGUACAUUGAACCUCAGCUGGAUGGAGAUACUGAGCCAUGUAUGCGGCCUAAAGGCUACGGUACAAAUAUUGGCACUAAUCAGGCUGUUAAUAGGGACUAUGAGAAAUCUGGCUAUGACAAAGGUCACCUCUAUCCCGUGCUCCACACCGACAAUCAUCUGUCAAUGCUGGCCACAUCCACACUGACCAACGCGGCUCCGCAGAAUCCAGAUUUCAAUCGGAAUGCAUGGCUAAGACAUGAGGAAGCUGUAAUUGAAGACCUGGAAUCCUGUGAUGAGGCAGCUUAUGUGGUGACUGGUGUAGUUCCUGACACAAAAACCAUACCGAAUAAAAAAGUCACUGUGUCAAAGUAUUACUGGAGAGCCACCUGCUGUCUGAAGAACAGUCAGUACACAGGGAAGGGCUAUUAUGGACCGGACAACAAUGGCAAAGUGGAGGAAUUAACAAUAAAAGAUCUUCAGAACAAGCUCAGUGGUUUUUACCAGAUACAAAAAAUAGAAAUUUUUCCAAGUAUACCACCACUAAAUCAACCGGCAAAAAUAACCAAGACUACAUACACAUGUAACUAA
Sinocyclocheilus rhinocerous is the source of this 858-nucleotide messenger RNA. RefSeq names its product endonuclease domain-containing 1 protein-like. Lineage: Eukaryota; Metazoa; Chordata; Actinopteri; Cypriniformes; Cyprinidae. Gene Ontology annotation, molecular function: hydrolase activity; metal ion binding; nucleic acid binding. The record is from RefSeq and is a predicted model, not a curated record. The coding region runs from base 1 to 858 and encodes 285 amino acids. The transcript is spliced from 2 exons.